This is a messenger RNA of Morone saxatilis (striped sea-bass), 1115 nucleotides long. It is a transcript of the gene rlig1, whose product is annotated as chromosome unknown C12orf29 homolog. The transcript has 6 exons. Gene Ontology annotation, molecular function: RNA ligase (ATP) activity. The annotation marks the transcript as partial. Gene Ontology annotation, biological process: response to reactive oxygen species. Lineage: Eukaryota; Metazoa; Chordata; Actinopteri; Moronidae. The record is from RefSeq and is a predicted model, not a curated record.
CUUCAGCCGUUUCAGGUUGUUGCCACAGAAAACGUGAACCCCAUCGCUCUGGAAGCCAACGUUGAUUGCGCGCUCGCCACAGAAAAACUGGAUGGCACUUGCUGUUACGUUGCAGUUUAUAAAGGGCAACCUUCCCUCUGGGCUCGACUCGACAGGAAACCCAACAAACAGGCAGAGAAGAGGUUCAAAAAGUAUCAGCAUUCUCACAGGACCUGUAAAGGUUUCACGUGGAACGUAGAGGAAGAUUUCAAGACGGUGCCGGAGACGUGGAUCCCAGCCCACAGAGUCAAACACCACAAUGGCCACCCAGUGCCCGAUGAGCAUGGACACAUUCCAGGCUGGGUUCCAGUGGAGAAGGACAACAAGCAGUACUGCUGGCACUCCUCUGUGGUGGAUUAUGAAGUCCGGGCGGCUCUCAUUCUCAGGCCCAGCGCCGACAAUGAAGACGUGCUAGAAAUGGCAGCGGUGCCGUUGGCCGACCUCCUGGAGCAAACACUGGAGCUCAUUGGAACCAACGUCAACGGAAACCCUUACGGAUUGGGGAGUAAGAAGCAGCCUGUCCACUGCUUGGUGUCACACGGGAGCGUUCAAAUCAGUAACCCUCCACCAGUGGACUUCCAGCAGCUGUGCUCCUGGUUCCAGGAGAGUCCAGAGGGCCGGGUUGAGGGCAUUGUCUGGCACUGCAACAACGGCACACUCUUUAAGGUCCAUCGUCAUCACCUGGGACUGAAGUGGCCAGGCGGGGAAACCUCCCUGGGUGACAGGUCGGUGGUCGUUCAUGUUGAUGGGACGGUUGACGAAUACAACAACAGCAAGGACUUGUUCACAUCCUUCUCCAGACUAAAGGGACACCAUAUCAGCCGACUGAAGGACAUCCAGUUUGACUCGUAAACACAGAGAACCUCAAACGUUCCUUUUGUUUUUUUAAGCUGCUGCUGCGACGCUGUAAGGAUUUAGCACUUUGGUGAUAGCUGCCAGAUAUGUUCCGCAGUAAUUCCAGAUGAGUACACAGUGUAUUACAGCCUGGAGACAUUGCUUUGCAGAAAUGUGUAAAAAUGACCAACUGAAGUCGUUCAAAGAUUAAACUACUGUAAAUACUGUAUGUUACAGCUGAA